Trichophyton verrucosum HKI 0517 is the source of this 1563-nucleotide messenger RNA. RefSeq lists its product as uncharacterized. Gene Ontology annotation, molecular function: DNA binding. The transcript is spliced from 3 exons. The record is from RefSeq and is a predicted model, not a curated record. Bases 1 to 1563 code for a protein of 520 amino acids. Gene Ontology annotation, cellular component: nucleus. Lineage: Eukaryota; Fungi; Ascomycota; Eurotiomycetes; Onygenales; Arthrodermataceae.
AUGGAUACAGAAACCCCGCCACUGCAAGACCAUGACUUCGUCAGCUCGCAGUGGGUUGACAUGGGAGGAUAUGCGGCUACUCAGCACCAUCAGUUGACGGACUUCACUGGGUUUCAAUUUGGCUCAUCGCCCAUCAUGCCAAUUGAACCGGCAUAUAGCAUGUCCAUGCCUCAGCCAUAUACGACACAACACCUGAUCCCGCUCACCAUGUCCUCUCAAUGGCCGAGCAUGCUGUCUACGCAGCCCGGUUUUGCGCCAAUGCCAGUUGCGCCGAUGCCAAUGACUCCUAUUCCGCCGCAAAUACAGCAUGUUCAGGCGCCACAGCUGUCGACGCCGCCCACUCCACGAAGAACUUUGACUGACGCUGAGCGCCGACGUAUGUGCUUGUAUCAUCAAGAGAAUCCCCAUGUUAAGCAGACUGAAAUUGGAGCUAUGUUUGGUGUUGAACGAAGGUAUGCUGGUGGCUCUACCGUUUCCAAAGUACUCCGCCAAAAGGAAAAGUAUCUCUUUCCUGAUGAUGGCCGUCGAUCACCCGUUAAGAAGACGAAGGGGAAAUUCCCAGACAUUGAACGGGCCCUGUCAAACUGGGUAAAGAACCACCAGCGUCAGGGCGGAGAGAUCAACGAUGCCCUGAUUAGAGAGAAGGCCAUGUUUUUUGCAAGCACCGUGGGAAGCCCUGAAGGCCACGAGAAGAUUCUGACAUCAAGCUGGCUGGAGAAGUUCAAGCAGAAAAACUACAUCGUGAACUCCCCUGGCAGGAAAUCCUCACUUGACAUAACCAGUCCAAGGAAGAGAUCCACCAUCCGGACACCCACGCAACUGUCUCCCAUUUCUCCUAGCUCAACCACUACACCUUCUCCCACAUCUCCCACGCAGUCCGGGUCAGUACAGGAAGGGGACCUUGUCAAUGAAUGCAGUGACGAUGUCUUUGGUGUUUCUCUGCCUCAGGAGGGAACCCCCAUUGCAACUCCUACUCUUGCCAGAGCAACAAGCGAGUCAACAAUAAUCUUCUCCUCGCAGAACCCCUUUGCACCGUCCGAAAAUACGGGCCUGGGGCUAGAAUCAAAGCGAAGACGAAGCCAGACCCUGCCAGUGAUGACAUCUGGAUCCUCCGUGGUCAAGGACGAAUCCCCAGAAAGCCUCUCGCCAACGAACAUAUUCACACAGCCCGGAGUCAUCGAAGAAGAAGAUCCUUCUGAAUCCAUAGACGCACCUGCAAUGAAGAGGAAUCGCAGCAAUCCGGAAAUCAUCUCCAACGUAACUCCCAUGCAGCCACCACCACUCCCAAAAUCAAAGAGCAUAUCCUCUCCAGCAAUUUCUCCUACCACCACCCCGACGCAGGAUGAAGCUCGCCAAGCACUAGAGCUGGUCCUUAAUUAUUUCAAAAACCAAUCAAUGGAGCUGGCAGUAUCUGACUACCAGAUCAUAGGUAAACUCAUGGAGAAGCUAAAGCUGGCACAUGGCCAGCCAUACAUCCAGCCCAUGAAAUCCACUAUGUCUCGAUCGAAAAUUCAUACCGAUAGACCGCGGGUUAGCAAGAAAAGAAGCAUCCACACGCUAUAG